Molecule: messenger RNA, 3255 nt
Organism: Chanos chanos (milkfish)
Lineage: Eukaryota; Metazoa; Chordata; Actinopteri; Gonorynchiformes; Chanidae
Product: hephaestin-like protein 1
Exons: 20
Coding region: 1-3255 (1084 amino acids)
Biological process (GO): iron ion transport
Cellular component (GO): plasma membrane
Molecular function (GO): ferroxidase activity; copper ion binding
Source: RefSeq, a predicted model, not a curated record
AUGGCAUUGCGGCUUGUCACACUUUUGCUAGCCCUCAACUCCAUUGAGUGUACAACUCGCAAGUACUACAUCGGAAUCAGGGAGGAGGACUGGAAUUACGCACCCAGCGGCAAAAACCUCGUCAGCGGGGAAAACAUCGGUGAUGAUGAACAUGCAUCUGUGUUCCUGACGCGAGGCCCUCACCAAAUUGGCAGCGUUUACAAGAAGGCCCUUUACAAACAAUAUACAGACUCUACUUUUUCUACUGAGAUCCCUAAACCCGCCUGGCUGGGUUUCCUGGGCCCAGUGCUCCGGGCUGAGGUCGGUGAUGUGAUUGUGGUCCAUCUGAAGAACUUUGCCUCUAGACCAUAUUCCAUUCAUCCACAUGGAGUUUUCUACGAGAAAGACUCUGAGGGUGCGCUGUAUCCAGAUGAGACAUCUGGGAAGCUGAAGGAGGAUGAUCAGGUCCCACCUGGGCACAGCUACACCUACACAUGGAGGGUCAAACCGGAAUACGCUCCAACAGAGGCUGAUGCUAACUGCCUCACCUGGACUUAUCAUUCUCAUGGUGACGCACCCAAAGACAUCGCAUCAGGACUCAUAGGGUCUCUGCUCACCUGUAAGAAAGGGGUUCUGAAAGAUGAUGCGAGUCGCUCUGAUGUGGAUCAGGACUUCAUCCUCAUGUUUAGUGUUGCGAAUGAGAACCUCAGCUGGUACCUUGAUGAGAACAUUAAGAGGUUCUGCACAGACCCAGAUGGGGUUAAUAAGGAGGACGAAGACUUUCAGGAGUCCAAUUUAAUGCACUCUAUAAAUGGAUAUGUGUAUGGUAACUUGCCUGGUUUGGAGGUUUGUACAGGCAGCUUGGUGUCCUGGCAUCUUUUUGGUAUUGGUAAUGAAGUUGAUAUUCACUCCGCCUACUUCCAUGGCCACACCCUUCUGGACAGAGGUCAUCGUACUGAUGUCCUCAGUCUGUUUCCCGCCACUUUUGUCACUGCGGAGAUGAUUCCCAGGACAAUUGGGAAAUGGUUGCUAAGCUGUCAGGUCAAUGACCAUAUACAAGCGGGUAUGCAGGCCUUCUACCAGGUCUCUGUCUGUGACUCAAAGUCUGAAGCAGCACCAACAGCGCCCCCUGGCCGUGAGAGACAUUACUACAUAGCAGCAGAAGAGAUUAUCUGGAACUAUGCACCCUCUGAUGUGAACAACUUUACUGGCCAACCUCUAACGGAACCGGAGAGUGAUUCAGAGGUCUUCUUCAGUAGAGACGGGGGUCGACUGGGUGGAAAAUACCUGAAAGUCCAUUAUACACAGUACACUGACAGUACAUUCACUACCAAAGAAAACUCGACACAGAGCCUCGGCAUUCUGGGCCCAGUCAUCCGGGCGGAGACAGGUGAUGUUGUGGUGGUAAUGUUCCUGAACAAAGCCAAGUAUAACUACAGUAUCCAGCCUCACAGUCUGCAUUAUGAAAAAGCUUAUGAAGGAGCCACAUACCAAGACGGAUCCCAGAAGGAUGGAGCUAGUGUACCUCCAGGUGGACGUUUCGUCUACCGGUGGAAAGUGACUGAAGGUCCCUCUGACAAUGACCCGCCCUGUUUAUCAUAUUUAUAUUACUCUGCCUCUGACCCCGUACGUGACACCAACUCAGGCCUGGUGGGGCCGCUACUGGUGUGUAAGAGAGGAGCACUGGAUGACAGUAUGAUGCAGAAAGAAGUAGCCAGGGAAUUUUUCCUGCUUUUCUCUGUGAUUGAUGAGAAUGAGAGCUGGUACCUGGAUGACAACAUUCAGAAGUUUGGCAGUAACCAGACUGACAAAAACAGCCCAGAUUUUCAGGAGAGCAAUAAAAUGCAUGCGGUAAAUGGCUAUAUGUACGGGAACCUUCCUGGACUAGAUCUGUGUGAGGGGGACCGUGUUGUAUGGCACACACUGGGUUUGGGAACUGAAGUAGACAUUCAUGGUGUUCAUUUCCAGGGGAACACUUUUAAAAGGGACAACAUGAACCGGGAUACCCUGAGUCUCUUCCCCCACACCGCUGCCACGGUUACCAUGACACCAGACAACGAGGGUACAUUUGAGGUGAGCUGCUAUACAACCGAUCACUACAGAGCGGGCAUGCGGCAACACUACACAGUCAAGCGCUGUUCGGCGGGUCAGAGGUCAAAAGCCGCGACCUCUCCACCUACUGUCCGUUACUAUCUAUCUGCAUUAGAGGUGGAGUGGGAUCACGCACCUGAUCGGACCUGGGAACUGGAAACACACGGUGGAAAUUACAGUUAUGGAGACGUGUUCCUCACUCACUCGGAGAAUCGGAUUGGCUCUAAAUACAAAAAGGUCGUGUUGCGUGAAUACACAGACGACACUUUCAGGAUACAGAAAAAACAUGAAGAGCAUCUGGGCAUUCUGGGUCCUAUUCUCAGGGCUGAGGUUGGUGAGAGGAUUCAGGUUGUGUUUAAGAAUAAAGCCACUAAACCGUUUUCACUUUACGCUCAUGGUGUGAAGACCAGAGGGGGAAACCAGUCACCUGCUCAGCCAGACAGUAUGAUGACAUAUGAGUGGGACAUUCCAGAAAGAUCCGGCCCAGGACCGUCUGAUCCAGCGUGUAUAACAUAUGCUUACUACUCUCAGGCUGAUGUUGUCAAGGACUUGAUGAGUGGUUUAGCGGGACCACUGGUUGUGUGUCGUAAAGGGACUCUGAAUGAUCAGAGACAGAGGACAGAUGUACAGAGAGAGUUUGCUCUGCUCUUCAUGGUGUUUGAUGAGAACCAGUCCUGGUACCUGGAUGACAACAUUAAAACUUACCUCAACAAGGAUCCAAAACACUUCAACAAAGACGACCCAGGCUUUAUGGAAAGCAACCUGAUGCACGGUAUAAACGGAAGGCUGUAUGCUAACCUGCAGGGUCUGGUAAUGAGCGAGGGGGAGAAGGUUGACUGGUACCUGAUUGGACUGGGAAAUGAGGUGGACAUACACACAGUCCAUUUUCAUGCUGAGAGUUUCAUCUACAAGAUGGAUCACUCUCAUCGCGCAGACGUGUUUGACUUAUUCCCUGGAACCUUCCAGACCAUCGAGAUGACAGCCGGGAAUGCUGGGACGUGGCUGCUGCACUGUCAUGUCACUGAUCAUAUUCACUCUGGCAUGGAAACCACCUUCAAAAUUACCUCUAACACAGGAACCAGAAGUGGCUCAUCAGGAAACAGUUCUAAUGCUUCCACACAGAUAAGAGGCUCCUCCUUUAUCCUGGCUCUCCUGGGAUUGGUUCUCUUGGCCAUGAGACCAUGA